AUACACUGUUAGACGUAAAGUUGAACACGAAGAUACCCCCCGGGCUAUCAGACACGCGACAACAGCGGUCUGUCUGUCUGUCUAGCUGGCAAUGGCUUCACCAGCGACAGCAGUAACCAUCACGGCCGACACAGGUCUUCCGGCUCUUAAUUCUGUUGCAGAAAAGGACCUCUCUGCAAGAUGCAAGCCACGGACGUUUGCAUACUGUCCGAACAUGGAUCUGGUUGCCAUCGUGACGGAAGAUGAGCAAUUAAAUGCCUACAGGCUGAACGGACAGCGAGUGUUUGGCGGCGCGUAUGGGCUGGGAGAAGACGACGGCAAGGGAGGACUGGUGAGAGCAGUCGGAUUGAAAUGGAAGGAAAAUGGACGAGUACUGGCUGUCGCAUGUUCAGAUAACAGGAUACGCCUGUUGAGCUCCUACAGCGGGAAGAUGGUGCACAGUCUGACGGCACAGUCAGCUCCUAUACCGUUUUCAUUGCCCCAGAAGCCUGCUGGGACUGUGUCCUGCAUCGGAUGGGGGGUCAGCUUCGCGGAGACGGCGGGCCUUUUGAAGAACCUGAAGGAUCCAGAGGGAAAGCUAUCUCUAGAUGACCUGCUGAUGUCCGAUACCAAGCUGUCCACCCAUUUAGGAUUCCUCAAAGCGGAUUUACCGCGCGAGUUAUCGCUAUUAGACAUCGAAGGGUCGCUGCCAAAGCUGAGUACCCUUCCAUCUACGGGCGACGACGAUGAUGUCUUCAGCAGCAGAGUGUCUCUUGAUUCUAUUUUCCACUCUCCUGUAAAGAACCCAGGAGACUCAGUGGACGUGCUGCUCGCCGGGAUGGACGAUGGCUCGAUCCAUAUGAGAAUUUUUGAGAGCUUCGAGAUCGGUUCUAUAGACGUCUCUAACUCCUUGGAAGGUUCUAAAGGCGGUACUAGCACUAAUAGCAAAAGAGGCUACAGGGCUCUACUGCAUGCCUCCCACCCGAUGAGCACAACUCACGCGCUCCUGUUCCAGAAUGAGGCUGAGAUAAAACUCCUAAAUCUAGAUCUAAGAUUCAUCACCAAGGCAGGCAGAUAUCUUCCCUUGCUCGCGUCGAAAGUCACACAGCUGCAGAAUCUACUUCGGUACAUAAAGCAGGUUCAGGCGCAGAUGCUCCUGGAGUGGAAGAAUGCGCGAGAGCUGCCUAUCCGGUACCUGCGGAAUAUCAAUGAGGAGUUAAAGGAGCAAUGCCACUGUGACUUUGUUACGGCUACAUAUCAUCUGAUAGUCACUGGCGACUGCUUUGCCCCGUUGAAGGAGUUCCUCUGCACCACCAUUGGAGAUAGAGGACAUAAAAGGUGGGAGAAGGUGGUGACAGGCGGCUACGAGGCUCUCCGGCGACUUACUUAUGAAUGCCUGAUGCCGGCCCUCGAGCGCUUCGGCGUGCUGCUGAGCCGCCUGAUGGGGCUGUCAAAGUAUCACCGUCUCAGCCCCAUCCUGGGACUCGAGACGACUUACCUCAAGGAGUGUGUUGCGACUCUGGACUGCUUGAGCCUGCUGGCGCACAAGGUCGUGCUUCACAGCAGCGUGGAACUGAAGGAGUUUCAUGCAUUCUCAGGCUGGAUGCAACAUGAGAUCAAGCUGCAGGCCACGGAUCCGACCUCGUCGACAAUGGAUGAGCUGAUGGGGGCAGCAGACGAGAUCGACUACGGGACAACGCUGGGCUACGUCAAGGGAGCACUGACAAACAGUGCGCUUCAAGGCUUCCUGCAGGUGCCAGCCGCUCCAGACGGCGGCAAACAGCGAUGGGACAUUGACGUGCAGGACGACGGCACGUUCUACGGCGAGUACAAGAAGGUGGUAUCGCAGCAUGAGUCGCGGCAGACGGUCGAAGGGCUGUCGAUACCGAUGCUGGGUGACCUGACGGCCCGGCUUUCGGCGCAGUGUGAUCGAGUGUUCAAGCAGGUCGCAGAGACGCAGAGAAGGGGGACGCUGUUUCGGUCCACCCUCAAGCUGAGCGAAGACUGCGACGAUGCCGUCCUGGACAUGGCUAUGAACUUUGAGGAAUAUGAAGGCGAACGGCUUCCAUCUAUCUAUAUCGCCUCUAAAUCACGCACCAUCCCACAUCGAUUCUACCUCUACCAGAACAUCCUUACCAUCGUCAACGGGGUGAGCUCGUCCAAGGCAAGCCUCCUGGCAACCGUCGAGCUUGGCUCAGGCAGCAUCCAAGACCUCAAGUUUGUAGAGGACGGCACGCUGAUGCUUCUCUGGAGGUCCGGAUCCUCACACCUCGUCAGCAUCCCCUACCUCCCCAGCAAGCAUGAUAAGCUAGAGAUAGACUUUACCACCGACAAAGGCCCGGCGACGAGUCUCGAUCCCGUCCUGGACCGCCUGGUUUGCCACAGCUUCCCCCAGCCCGCCGAGCGAGAGCCAGCCCAUCUCGAGGUCAACGGACGACGAGGACGGCGGGUCGUGUGUGUGCUGUACGCUGACGGCCGGCGGUACUCUGUCCUCGACCUAGACAGCACCCUUGACUAG
Microsporum canis CBS 113480 is the source of this 2497-nucleotide messenger RNA. RefSeq lists its product as hypothetical. Gene Ontology annotation, cellular component: anaphase-promoting complex; nuclear periphery. Gene Ontology annotation, molecular function: protein binding. The coding region runs from base 92 to 2497 and encodes 801 amino acids. NCBI's taxonomy places the organism in Eukaryota, Fungi, Ascomycota, Eurotiomycetes, Onygenales, Arthrodermataceae. Gene Ontology annotation, biological process: anaphase-promoting complex-dependent catabolic process; protein K11-linked ubiquitination; positive regulation of mitotic metaphase/anaphase transition. The record is from RefSeq and is a predicted model, not a curated record. The transcript has 7 exons.